Drosophila eugracilis is the source of this 1603-nucleotide messenger RNA. Its product is annotated as odorant receptor 22a-like. The record is from RefSeq and is a predicted model, not a curated record. Gene Ontology annotation, biological process: detection of chemical stimulus involved in sensory perception of smell; sensory perception of smell. Gene Ontology annotation, cellular component: plasma membrane. Gene Ontology annotation, molecular function: odorant binding; olfactory receptor activity. Lineage: Eukaryota; Metazoa; Arthropoda; Insecta; Diptera; Drosophilidae.
AGGAUCUCGAAACCACAAAAAAAAUUUUUAAUUAUGUUUAUUUGUAUUCCAUUUCCUUAAUUUCAUAGAGGUUGCCUCAUUGUUCAGCAAAUAUAUUUGAGUAUACCCAAGUUUACCCAUUUAUGCCAUGUAUAUUACGAGUUUUGCAAAUAGAAAACCGCCAAGUCAUGUGGGACAAAUAGAUAGAACUCUGCUCUAUAAAAGCCCUGUCUAACAGAGAAAUUUAAUAAUCGAAAAGUAACAUCCGCUGCAAUGCUAUCUAAACUAUUUCCCUGGAUCAAGGAAAAGCCAUUGAGCGAACCUUGUCAAUCGCGAGAUGCAUUUACAUAUUUAGAUCGGGUAAUGUGGACCUUUGGCUGGACAGAGCCAGAAAAUAAAAGAUGGACCUGGUUAUACAACUUAUGGGCUCUUUUCACGUCCUUAUUAAUAUUUAUCUUUCUGCCGAUCUCAAUGGGUUACGAGUACAUCAAGCGUUUCAAAAGCUUCUCAGCUGGCGAAUUUCUCAGUUCCCUAGAGAUUGGAGUUAACAUAUAUGGCAAUUCCUUCAAGUGUGGUUUCACCUUGAUUGCCUUUAGAAAAAGGGAGAAGGCAAAAAAUAUUUUGGAUAAGCUGGACGAAAGAUGUCUAAUGGAUGAGGAGAAGUCGACUGUUCAUCGAUACGUGGCAAUGGGUAAUUUUUGCUACAUGGUUUACCAUAUUUGCUACUGGUUCUUCGUAUUCGUGAACGUUUUGGUUAUCUUGGUUAAGGGUCGUCAUGCCUGGCGCAUGUUUGUACCUCUGAUCAAUUCUGAACAGCAUUUCGUGGUGUCCAAUUUCGCGGAAUUUACCAUGAUGCUCUUGGCGGUGACUAUGGAUCAAUGUACGGAUACCGUUCCUUUGGUCAGCAUGCUAAUGGCUCGAUGUCACAUGUCACUGUUGAAAGAACGACUUAAAAAUCUCCGAUCGGAUCCAGGAAAAAGCAACGAUGAGGACUUACAGGAGCUGACCCAAUGUAUUCGGGAUCAUCGGAUGAUAUUGGACUAUGUAAACCUGCUGCGGGAUGUCUUGUCCGGAACUAUUUUUGCGCAAUUCCUUUUGAUUGGAGUGGUUUUGGGCCUUUCGCUGAUCAACUUAAUGUUCUUCUCAACACUUUGGACUGGCUUUGGCACUUGCGUUUUUAUGUUUGACGUUUGCAUGGAGACGUUUCCCUUUUGCUAUCUCUGCAAUAUGAUCAUCGAUGAUUGCCAGGAACUAGCCAACUGUCUAUUUCAUUCGAAUUGGACGUCCGCCGACCGACGAUACAAGUCUACAAUGGUCUACUUUCUUCAUAAUCUACAGCAGCCCAUUAUUCUUAUGGCAGGAGGUGUGUUUCCUGUUUGCAUGCAAACUAAUUUAUCAAUGGUGAAGCUGGCCUUUUCUGUGGUUACUGUCAUAAAGCAAUUCAACAUAGCCGAGAAGUUCCAGUAGCUGAACAUAGAAAAGUAUAUACAAAAGGAUCAUAUAACCAUCACUGAUAUUUAAUAGAGGCACAAUGGCAUUCUUCUUAACUGAAAGAAUCGUCUUAAUAAAGUACUACAUUGAUUAAAUUUUAAAUUCCGUCGCUUCAUCAGCAUCGAGAAAAAAC